AUGCUACUCUCGUCGGAUGUACAACAGUAUCAAGAGAGGAACGAGGUUACCUGGUCGCGUGGUUACGCCAAUGCACCUUAUAAAACUAUAAGAUAUCAAAAGAGAAAGGAUUCCUCGAGGAACAAUACCGCAGAUGCUAAAUACGUUUGCAACAGGUGCGGGAAGACUUACAAGGCGCCUACGUCAUUGAGCCGUCAUAGGAGAUUAGAAUGCGGGGUCAUACCCUGCGAGGUCUGCCCGAUUUGCGAUCGAAGAUUCAAACAUAGAUUCGUAUUGAACUCUCACAUCGUCGGAUGUCAAAGAAGACUUCGUCACAUUAUGCAAAAAAGAAGCGACUCGCCAUAUUUGGCAGACGAACGUGACGAAUCGAAGCCGAUCACCGAUAAGGGUUAUUCAGCAAUUGAUAAAUUGGAAUUUAUCAUGAAUAAUCCAACGACAUCGUCAUCUUCAUCGUCGUUUACUACGAUUCAUCGUGGCCAAACGACGCUACCGGAGGAUCAACAUUUUAUGUGCGGCGAAUGUGGCAAGGGUUACAAGUGGAUGGCCAAUCUGAUGAGACAUCAACGAUACGAAUGUGAAAAAUCCCCGAAAUAUUGUUGUCGAAUAUGCAUGAAGAAUUUUUACAGACGUUAUGUCCUUAGAAAUCACAUUAAAACAAAACAUAACACAUUAUGA
Messenger RNA from Vespula vulgaris, 675 nucleotides. RefSeq names its product zinc finger protein 343-like. Gene Ontology annotation, molecular function: DNA-binding transcription factor activity, RNA polymerase II-specific; RNA polymerase II transcription regulatory region sequence-specific DNA binding. The transcript is spliced from 2 exons. The record is from RefSeq and is a predicted model, not a curated record. Lineage: Eukaryota; Metazoa; Arthropoda; Insecta; Hymenoptera; Vespidae. Gene Ontology annotation, biological process: regulation of transcription by RNA polymerase II. Bases 1 to 675 code for a protein of 224 amino acids. Gene Ontology annotation, cellular component: nucleus.